Stylophora pistillata is the source of this 1767-nucleotide messenger RNA. Its product is annotated as ATP synthase subunit beta, mitochondrial. Gene Ontology annotation, molecular function: proton-transporting ATP synthase activity, rotational mechanism; ATP binding; ATP hydrolysis activity. The record is from RefSeq and is a predicted model, not a curated record. Lineage: Eukaryota; Metazoa; Cnidaria; Anthozoa; Scleractinia; Pocilloporidae. Gene Ontology annotation, cellular component: proton-transporting ATP synthase complex. Gene Ontology annotation, biological process: proton transmembrane transport; proton motive force-driven mitochondrial ATP synthesis.
GCUUCGUUCACCAUUUUUCACAGCCGCCAUGUUGGUCCACGGUUUACGGCGUGCGUCAAGAACCGCUCUUAGACCUAACUUUGUUUCUCGCACUCUGAGACAAACUCAACAGAGAACACUUCCAGUAUGUUCGCAACUAUAUAAUCGUCGUUAUGUUUCAACCGAUAAGCCCGUGUCCGCUGCGGCUGCUGCAUCGGCUGCUGCACCUAAAGCAGGCUCAGCAGCUCCGGCCGCCGCACCAGGAGCAGUUGGUAAAAUCAUCGCUGUUAUUGGUGCCGUUGUUGAUGUACAAUUUGACGAGGCCCUCCCUCCCAUUUUGAACUCCUUGGAGGUCGAAGGUAGAUCACCGAGACUCAUCCUAGAAGUCGCACAACAUUUAGGUGAAAACACUGUGCGAACCAUUGCUAUGGAUGGUACAGAGGGUCUUGUUAGAGGCCAAAUAUGUAAGGAUACUGGUGGGCCAAUAACAAUCCCUGUAGGUCCAGAAACACUAGGAAGAAUUAUCAAUGUCAUUGGAGAGCCUAUCGAUGAAAGGGGACCUGUUGAUACUGACAAACGUGCUGCCAUUCAUGCAGAAGCACCUGAAUUUGUGGAAAUGAGUACAGAACAAGAGAUUCUAGUAACAGGAAUCAAAGUAGUGGAUCUUCUUGCACCAUAUGCUAAGGGUGGAAAGAUUGGUCUGUUUGGAGGAGCUGGUGUUGGAAAAACUGUGCUUAUCAUGGAGUUAAUUAACAACGUUGCUAAAGCCCAUGGUGGUUACUCUGUGUUUGCUGGUGUGGGAGAAAGAACACGUGAAGGAAAUGACUUGUAUCAUGAAAUGAUCGUGUCCGGUGUCAUCAGCUUGAAGGACAAGAGUUCCAAGGUAGCUCUGGUGUAUGGUCAGAUGAACGAGCCUCCGGGUGCCCGUGCCCGAGUAGCAUUGACUGGCCUGACUGUAGCUGAGUACUUCCGUGAUGAGGAAGGACAGGAUGUGCUGCUUUUUAUCGACAACAUCUUCCGUUUCACUCAAGCUGGUUCAGAGGUGUCUGCUCUGCUGGGACGUAUUCCAUCAGCUGUAGGAUACCAGCCAACUCUAGCCACGGAUAUGGGUACUAUGCAAGAGAGAAUUACCACCACAAGAAAGGGCUCUAUCACAUCUGUACAGGCUAUCUAUGUGCCAGCUGAUGACUUGACAGAUCCUGCCCCAGCCACCACAUUUGCUCACUUGGAUGCCACCACUGUGCUUUCUCGAGGCAUUGCUGAGCUAGGAAUUUACCCAGCUGUGGACCCUCUGGAUUCAACAUCUCGUAUCAUGGAUCCCAAUGUUGUUGGGCAAGAGCACUAUGAAGUAGCUAGAGGAGUGCAGAAGAUUUUGCAAGAUCACAAAUCUCUCCAAGAUAUCAUUGCUAUCUUGGGCAUGGAUGAGUUGUCUGAAGAUGACAAACUGACUGUGGCUCGUGCAAGAAAGAUCCAGAGAUUCCUUUCACAGCCUUUCCAAGUUGCUGAGGUUUUCACGGGCCACGAUGGCAAGCUUGUUCCGUUACCGGACACUAUCUCAGGAUUUAAGAAAAUCCUCCAUGGGGAAUAUGAUCAUCUACCUGAAGUUGCAUUCUACAUGGUAGGGGACAUCAGUGAGGCUGUAGCAAAGGCAGAGAGACUGGCUGAGGAAGUGCAGUAAACAGCUCUUUUCUUUUCAGACUUGUAAAUGUACUAUGGGUUGAUACACUUGCCGUGUGCUGUUUUUUUACAACAUUUCAACUUGAAUAAAUUGAAGUUUGAACAUCUUGA